AUGGUAGAGAAUCAUGAGGCUCAAUUUGGUAACAUAAAUGCCCAAUUGUCCAACAUCACCGAGAUACUUUCAAAGAUGGCUCUACCUUCCUCCAACAACACCAACCAACCUUCAAACUCUUCUAACCUUCCAUCCCAACCCCUUCCAAACCCAAAGGGCGGUCUCAAUACCAUCACUCUACGGUCGGAGACCACAUUGGAGGAGAUACCUCCUAGGGUCAUGGAAGACAUUCAUGAGGAGAAAGUGGUUGUUGAAGUUCCAUAUGAAGAAGAGGAGGUAGACACAAAGCAAGAUGAAGAAGUGAGCCUUAAGGAGCCCAAUAGGAAGGCUAUAAUGGAUGAAUCCAUUCCCAUCCCAUUCACUUCCAUGGUGAAGAAGGCCAAGAAAACUCCGGAGUUUGAUUUAAACAUGCUUCAAGUAUUCAAGAUGGUUGAGAUAACUAUCCCACUUUUUGAUGCCAUUCAACAAAUUUCGAAGUAUGCUAUGUUUUUAAAGGACUUGUACACACACAAAGAUAGGAUUGGUGAGUUGGAAACAUUAUCAUUGGGUAGUUCCAUUUCUUCAUUGAUGAAGCCUAUUCCAGAAAAGUGUAGUGACCCCGAACCAUGUUUGGUGUGUUGUUGUAUUGGUGGAUUUACUUUUCAUGACUUCGACAAGAAUGUGAUCACCGUAGUAGGGAUAGCGGAAGAUGUACUUGUGGCAAUCAAGGAUUUGGUGUUUCCGGUUGAUUUUUAUAUUCUUGAAAUGCCUCCGAUGGAGAAUAAAAGCUCCUCCUCUGUUUUGCUUGGUAGACCUUUCUUGAAGACCUCUAAAUUCAAGUUGGAUGCCUUUACCAGCACAUACUCUUUUGAGGUAGAUGAUAAGACCAUCAAGUUUAACUUGGAAGAGACCAUGAGACACCCACCUGAAGAGCAUUCCGUUCUCCGGUGUGAUGUGAUUGAUGAGGUAGUGGCAGAGAUACAAAGAGAAGAUCACAAUAAGUUGUACUACCCUAUUGUUGAAGAGAAGGAUGACCAUGAGGGUGAACAAGAGAAAGUAGUUGAGAAUUAA
Molecule: messenger RNA, 1050 nt
Organism: Arachis duranensis
Lineage: Eukaryota; Viridiplantae; Streptophyta; Magnoliopsida; Fabales; Fabaceae
Exons: 2
Coding region: 1-1050 (349 amino acids)
Source: RefSeq, a predicted model, not a curated record